This is a messenger RNA of Aspergillus nidulans FGSC A4, 1701 nucleotides long. RefSeq lists its product as uncharacterized. Gene Ontology annotation, biological process: transmembrane transport. Gene Ontology annotation, cellular component: membrane. The record is from RefSeq and is a predicted model, not a curated record. The transcript is spliced from 9 exons. The coding region runs from base 1 to 1701 and encodes 566 amino acids. Gene Ontology annotation, molecular function: ABC-type transporter activity; ATP binding. NCBI's taxonomy places the organism in Eukaryota, Fungi, Ascomycota, Eurotiomycetes, Eurotiales, Aspergillaceae.
AUGGGCGGCUUUCGUCCUGCGAGCCGUGUCGCCAGGCUAAGUUACGAUGCGACCACCAAAGUCCUGUCUGCGGACGGUGUCCAACCCCGUGCGCAAUCCUCCCGGCUUACGGACACAUCGCGGAGACCCCGACGGCAGCGGCGUCCAGACAACCAAUUGGUCUUUCGUCUGGAUCCGAGAAUAUUCAGUACGCCUACUGAGGAGAAGAUCUUAUGUGACCAGACUGAAAAGGAGAAACGAACUCUGCAGUCCGGUCCUCUUGGAUUGGUCUCGCCUCAAGGUAUAUUCAGCGAGUAUGAAGCUACAGUCGCUACUGCAGAGCCGGGAUGCUCUUCAGCAGCGACGGCAAAGGUCCAAAAUGUAGAGAGGAAAUUCCCCAUUAGACCAAUCAUCGAGGUAUCAAAAUGUUGCUCUGAGCCUGUCGAGAUAAAGCAAGAGUCCAAGAUUGAAGCUCAAUUUGCGGACAAUGAUAGUACCACCGGCAUCAAGCAGCAAGGACCUGGGCCGGGGUCUGUUUACAGAUAUUAUAUUCGGAGCGCGGGAUCUAGCCUUGUAGUUUCAUUUUUAGCCUUCACUCUUAUCGAGGCUUUCUGCAACAGCUUCCAGGCACUGUGGCUUCAGUGGUGGGUAAAGGCCAAUGAAGAGUACCCCAACAAACAACUCGAAAUGUUACUCUUUGUUCGAGGCCUCAAUAACAUUUCCCUGAAGCUUCAUUCCGACCUCCUUAAGACAGCGCUUGAGUUUGGUCAAGACUUAGAGCUCAUUGAUAUGAUGCUUCCAAUUUAUGCUGUUAACUGCAUUACCAAUAUUAUGGAGGUCUCUAUUAACACACUUAUUAUCUGUAUUAUUGGCAAAUACCUAGCCGUCACGAUCCCUUUCCUCGGGCUGGUUCUCUUCUUCAUCCAGUCGUAUUACCUCCAAACGUCCCGCCAAGUACGAUUAUUAGAUAUUGAGGCCAAGGCCCCUUUAUACACACACUUUCUCGAGACAAUCCGCGGCAUAUCCAGCAUCCAGUCCUUCAAAUGGGAACCCCACUUACGGGAGAAGAACUAUGCUCUUCUGAACCGUUCACAAAGACCGUUUUACAUGAUGUACAGCGUACAGCAAUGGCUAACAUUAGUGCUGGACCUUGUUGUCGGAGCUGUCGCGAUGUGGACAAUGACCGAAAUUUCCAUCGGCGCUGUCACACGUGUGCUCCGCUUUACGCAGGAUACCCCUUCGGAAAAGGAACAAUGCAUGUCCAUUGUCCAGUCGGGCCUACCGCAUGAUUGGCCCGACAGAGGUGCUAUUGAGAUCACUGGUCUCACUGCUGGAUACGAAGAAGAUCGCCCUCUGCGGUCCGUCCGGGAGUGGGAAAACCUCCUUGGUUAUGGCGAUACUACAAAUGCUAAGCGUCCAGGCCGGACGCAUACUGAUGGACGGAUGCAACAUCGCAGCAUUUCGAAAAGCACACUCCGCUCACGCAUCAAUGUGGUACUCCAGGAUCCAUUCUUUAUGGACGGCACCACCCUCCGCGUCAACUUGGAUCCCCAUCAGAGUGUCGCUGGGGAUGCAGAUAUAAUCAAAGCUCUUGGAAAAGUACACCUUUGGGAUCAGAUCCGCGCAAAAGGGGGUCUAGAGGCGGAAUUUGCCUCUACGGACUGGUCGGUCGGUCAGAAGCAGUUGCUCUGCUUGGCGCGUGCUAUGGUAGAGCCAUCCUAG